AUCAUCUAAUAAUAUAAUAUUAGUUUACAGGCCAUAAUAUGAUUAUUAUAUGUUCUGUUAAAAGAAGAUUUCUCCUUGCAUUUUCAGAAACUGUCAGCAAGACAAAACCAUUAACCAAAAGUUUCUUGUUCAUCAACUUUGACUGGAUACCUAGAGAGAGCAUCCAGGCCUAUUUUACAAGAGUAUUUAAAAAGAUAUUGAUCUUGGCCUGGGAUUUGAGGAAGAAAGGGAAAUGAAACAAGAAAGGAACUUACCAGCUGUUCCUCAUGGCUCGGUGGCAGCAAAUUCCCCGGCAGUGUCACCAUUGUCAAUCCCAAAUUCUCCGGCACAGCCAUUAUUUCGGUCGCCGUUGUCAAUCCCAAAUUCUCCGGCACAGCCAUUAUUUCGGUCGCCGUUGUCAAUCCCAAAUUCUCCGGCACAGCCAUUAUUUCAAACACCAACACCCUCACCUUAUUCGUUCUCAGUAGCUUCCACAAGAUGGGCCACAAGACCACCUGAACAUCUUUUCAAUCUUCUCCUUAGGUCACUGGCAGUGCUGUUAUCAUUUGUCGCCGCCAUCACUCUGGCUGCUCCAUCUUCUAGAAGGGGGAAACGCACAGAGAUAUUUUAUUAUCAUACAGAAUUGCUAUACAGCUUUGUUGUAUACGUAUUGACUUUCUUCUAUUCCGCCUUUCAACUAUUCAAAGGUGUUUGUGACAUUGGUUACAGAGGCAUUUUAAUCUCAGACAAGACCUCAGACUACACAAGUUUCAUUUUUGACCAGUUGGCAGCUUACCUUGUUCUAUCCUCCUCCUCUGUUGCCGUAAUAGCAGUUCAGCAUAUGAGAACCAAUUCACCACUCUGGAAGGCAGCAAGAAUUGCUGUUGGCACGUCAUUUCCCACUUUUGUUGUCGUUGCAAUUUCUGCUAUGUUAUCAGGAUACAAGCUCUGUAAAAGGAUCAUAUGGUAAUCCUUUACUAUGACAACGCAAAGUCUUAGUUCAAGAUGCAUCUAUAUCAUCAACAAACUGUAAAUUCUUCCCAGGAGUUGAAGUAUGUAAUAGAGAUAAAAAUUGGAAAUUGUAUAAUUCCACAAAUUUUCGUAUGGAAGAGUUUAUAUUCAGAAGGAUACCAGAACAGAGAUCUCACCCAUCAAUAAGAAUAUCCAUAGACUAGCCAACAAAAUAUUCAACUGCUGAAGUUAAGAUUCUAGCAAAAUGAAGUUGUUCAAUUGCUUUCA
Molecule: messenger RNA, 1218 nt
Organism: Ipomoea nil (Japanese morning glory)
Lineage: Eukaryota; Viridiplantae; Streptophyta; Magnoliopsida; Solanales; Convolvulaceae
Product: CASP-like protein 4A4
Exons: 3
Coding region: 233-949 (238 amino acids)
Source: RefSeq, a predicted model, not a curated record